AUGAAUACAACGAAAAGGAAAUUCAAUGCCCUUCUUAAUGGCUUGGGAAACAAAAAAUCCGAUUCCUCCCUAUCGGCACACGAAGUAAACAAAACUCCGGACAAACCUCAAAACGACACAGAUUCAAAUAUGAAGAAGCCGCGGAUCUCUUAUUCAUCUUCAAGCCUUAAUCGAUUGCCUUCAUUAACUCGCGCAUCAUCGGCGGCUCCUUCUGAAUUCGAUAGUGCUCGUCAGAAACUGGCGCCGGUCUAUAAACUCUCUGCGACUCCAGUUUCGCAUUCGGAACCUCCUAAAUGGGCGCCAUAUGAUCGCGCUGAAUUUCUCAAGAGAUUAAAAUCUUUCUCGAAUCUAACCGAUUGGACGCCAAAGCCGGCAAGGGUUAAUGAAGUGGAAUGGGCGAAGAGAGGAUGGGUUUGUCAAAAGAAGGAGCGCGUUAGAUGUUGUUUCUGUAAUGUGGAGAUUUUGGUCAAAUUGAAUAAGAAGGAAGAGGAUGGAAAAGAGAAGGAAGUUUAUAUUGCGGAAAAUAUUGGUGAGGGCAUCAAUCGCGCAUCUAUCAGUGAUGAAGUACUAACUAAUUCAGUAGAAAACGCGUUGAUUGAUAAAUAUGUUGAACUUAUUGUCACUUCGCAUGAUGAGAGUUGUCCCUGGAGACAGAGAGGAUGCGAUGGUAUGUCGUUUUGGAUUAGGUUCAUUCUCUCGCUAUUAUUAACUAUGUCGCAGAUGUCAUAUUCAAGCUUCCCCUCAAUAAACCUGCAGUCACCAUACAAACCCUUCGCGAACGUUAUGAUGAGCUUCAACAAAGAGCGGAACAUUUACCAUACCUUUCUAAUAUGACACCUCCAGAAGGCCUCGAUAUCGAUCGCGUAAUAACCUACCUUCCCCGAGAUUUCCUUAAAUCAUCUCCUGAAGCGCAAACGAAUACUCAAAGCGAAAUCAAUAAAGUGGCUUUAAUGAUGUCCCUUUGUGGUUGGCAAGGUCACAAACAUGAUCGCCUUGGUCAUCAACUCGAAUCUGUCUCAUGUCAAACAUGUUAUCGAAUUCUUGGUCUUUGGAUGUUUAAAAGCAAAUCCAUUUCUGCCACAGGUAAAGAAACUGAACCAGCUAUCGUCUCCGGUCUCGAUCCUAUCGCCCAACAUCGCGAAUAUUGCCCCUGGCGUAACCCCGUAUCACAAAACGGUCUUGCUGCGACGCAGAGCUCAAAAUCAAGAGAACUUGCCGGAUGGGAAGUCGUGUUACGCGUGUUGAAGAGUGAGCAUGGACUGAGAGCAGGCAGAGAAAAGAAUGAAAAGGGAUCGAGGAGGAGUUAUAUUGCACCUACGAUGAAUGAAGCUAGUGGUGAGGAUGGUAAUGAUUUAGCACACGAUUUUGCAGAUGAUGAAGAUGCGAAGAGUAUCAGGGAUGCGAAAGAUAAGGAUUUGAUGGCAAGAUUGAGGAGGGUUAAGACAUUUAUUGCAUUAAAGAAACGUCCAAGUGGAGAGGUGAAAAACAAGAGGUUUAGUGCUGCUUGAUUCAGAAUUGAGAUGGGUUUGACUGGAAGCUGGAAGCUGGAAGCUGUCAACGAAGAAGUUGAUUAACGAUGUACGAUCACGAGUAAGAACGUCAUGGGUAUUACUUUAUUUGCGUGGGCGUCAAAACUGGAGUUUAUUUCCUUCAUUCUUGUGUCUGAUUUAGGGGGUAACGGGUCAUAAUGGGAUUGCCAGCGAUCAUUUACUGAAAGGCUGGCAAUCAUGAUUGUAGGAAGGUACAGCGUUAUGAUAUAUUCGUUUCAUUUUGUAUUGGAGUAGCGGUAGUGGUGUAAUAUAUCUGGAUAUUUUGCUUUUCCAUAAGACACGAUACCCGCCAGUAUAUAUUUGCAGUACUCCUGGGUUUCAGUAUAAUAUCUAUACAAAGUAAAAUAUAAUAGAGUUUGAGUUUACUUG
Molecule: messenger RNA, 1919 nt
Organism: Sclerotinia trifoliorum
Lineage: Eukaryota; Fungi; Ascomycota; Leotiomycetes; Helotiales; Sclerotiniaceae
Source: the annotation of a GenBank genome assembly